AUGCACACGCAAACAUUCGUAUUAACUUAGGGUGUAAUAUAUAUAGCCUCUGGUUAAGUUUUGCUUGAUAUUACUGUAUAAAAGGGCGAUCGAGAAACAAACUCGUCAUUUGGUCUGCAGCAUCUGUCUCAUACUAGCAUCAACAUGAAAGUCUUGAUCCUUAGCAUCUUCUUGGCUUGCGCCUCCGCCCAGUACUACCCUGGUUUCUACGGCUAUCCCGCCACCAGCCAGUUCCACGCUCAAGAUGUGCUGGGACAGGCCUCUUAUGGCUAUGCUUACCCCGGACAGGCUGCUUCCAACUACCGUGACAUUUUCGGCAACCAAUUCGGUUCUAACAUAUAUGAUAUGGGACCCGAAGGAUUAGUUCGUGUCAACUACGUCGCCGAUGCCGUUAACGGUUUCCGUGUUGUGUCCACCUUGCCUGUGGCUCCCGAAGAUACCCCUGAAGUAGCUGCUGCCAAGAUUGAACACGCUAAACCCGUCAAAGAGGCCGCAACCAAGAGAGCUGCCGAACCCGCUGCUAGCCCCACUAAGUGCCAGGUUUGUUUCUGAUUCGAUUUGAACCAGAAAGGUCAACCUGACCAGUCUGUUGUUCCAGUCACACCCGUGUCACACCCGUUCUUAAGACCUACCCUUAUUAUCCCUAUGCUGCCCUCCCUUACUCUGGUUACUACCCAACUUACCCAACUGCUUUCCCUUUCUUGGGUUAACUGAUACCGAAACAAAGCACAUACAGCAUUUGACUCCUUUUUAAAUCACGUUGCUCAGCAACCAUUUCAAUCGUUUGAUAUUGUUCUUGGUAAUGUGAGAUUGUAUUGGAAAUUGGCUUGGAAGGAAUUACAUUUUUGUUUUGUUUUUUUAAAA
Messenger RNA from Daphnia pulex (common water flea), 864 nucleotides. Its product is annotated as cuticle protein 7-like. The record is from RefSeq and is a predicted model, not a curated record. Gene Ontology annotation, molecular function: structural constituent of chitin-based larval cuticle. Gene Ontology annotation, cellular component: chitin-based extracellular matrix. Lineage: Eukaryota; Metazoa; Arthropoda; Branchiopoda; Diplostraca; Daphniidae. Bases 145 to 552 code for a protein of 135 amino acids. The transcript has 2 exons.